AUGUCGAACACAGCAGAGCCAUUGGACCCGGCCCUCUACGAAUCCCAGGCCGGGAUCCCCAUCGCCGUCGUCACCGUCACCCUCACGAUCGCCCUCACGGCUGUAUGCCUCCGAACAUAUGUCCGCGCCGUCAUGAUCGGCCAGUUUGGCGCCGAUGACUGGGCAGCUGUCGUUGCUCUCGUGCUUGCCAUGGGCAGUGGAAGCUUAGCCCUUCCAGAUACCAUGUAUGGUCACGGCCAGCAUCUGGCGGUGGUCGAUAAAUCACAAUUAUGGAAAUAUUUUAGGACUUUCUAUAUCUCUAUUGUGCUCUACAACGGCUCCUUGACAGCAACGAAGCUCACCUUCCUCCUUCAGUACUACCGCAUCUUAGGGACGGGCCAUAUGCGGACCGUCAUCAUCGCCGCCUUCGUCUUUGUCGCCAUGUGGUCGGUAUCGCAGCUCCUCGUCGUCAUUUUCACUUGCAACCCCAUCCACAAGUUCUGGCUUCCUGAGACGCCCGGCACAUGUAUCCCCAAUCUUCCUUUCUGGUAUUACAACGCGGCAGGAAACAUUGUCACCGAUGUUAUCGUCUUCGUUCUGCCGCUCCCGGCCCUGACCCGCCUGAAUCUUCGCAAGGGCCAGAAGCUCGGCCUGAUUGGUGUUUUCUGCCUCGGUUUUUUUACAUGCGCCAUCUCGGUCAUUCGAAUCCAGUACCUCAAGCUGAGCGAGGAUGUCACCUGGGACAACGUUGCUUCGUCAUGCUGGUCCAUCAGCGAGAUCUGCUCCGGCAUCACGUGCGCCUGCCUCCCGACGCUCCGACCGCUCCUCUCCAAAAUCAUCCCCAGCAUGCGCUCGCAGAGCGACCGAAACGACAACAAGUACUACCGGCGCUCGUCCGGACGCGACAUUUCCAACGCCAGCCGCCUCAAGAGCACCGACGAGAACGCCAGUAGCAGGGGCAUCAUCUACCCAGAGGACGUGGAGCUGCAGAGCGACGACCGGUCCGACAAGGAGAUCAGGGUGACGGUGGAUCGGCUGCAGCAGCCGUCAGCGGCUGCGGGCGCGCAACAGUACGGGCCGUCCAUGGACAGGCUCAGGUUGGGGCUGAAGACGACGGUGCGCACCGAGGUCAAGGUCGGGUCUCCUGCGCUCGGGAAUUACACAAAGGGCUGA
Molecule: messenger RNA, 1152 nt
Organism: Parathielavia appendiculata
Lineage: Eukaryota; Fungi; Ascomycota; Sordariomycetes; Sordariales; Chaetomiaceae
Exons: 5
Coding region: 1-1152 (383 amino acids)
Source: RefSeq, a predicted model, not a curated record